CUUAAUAAGAAACAAAUGGGGAAGAAGAAAAACCGCAUCGUCGAGUUGCGUUGUAUCGCGUCCGUGUCCCGUGAGAGAAGCCGAUGUCGCUGCGGGGAGCAACGCGGGGGAGGCAACUCCCGGCAUAGCAUAAAGGUGACUCCUCGCAGCCAAGAUCUCCCAUAUGCUACUUAGCGUUCGGUUCGGCAAACCUCCUGUCCGCCUCUUCCUCCGCUAAGAAGCGUUUGUCACAGACUUAACGCAGAUUCGGUCGAUGUUACACGCUGUCAUCGGGCUAUUAUUCGAGGCGAGUCUGCAGAGACUACCAUCGUUGGCAGUCGUCGUCGCGUGUUGCGAGCCUACUUUCGGAACUGUUUUCCACGUAGGAGAAUGAUAUCGAGUGACGUUCGAUUUUCCCUUUUGGCCAUACUCUUUCUAUCGUGUACUUUCAACGUGCACGCACAUCCAAGUCGCUUUUCCGACGAUGAUAAUACCAGCGUGGAAGAAUUUGUCAAUCCGUGGUCGUUGGAUGACUUGAGCGAAGGGAGUGAGCACGACGCUAAUCGGGACGAGGCUUUAGAAAAACUGCAACAGGUUCUUGGUAUUCGCAGUCACGGUGAGAAAACAGGACAUCGUAAAGUGCCGCCGCAAUUUAUGGUGGAACUGUAUAAUAACGUAGCCGAUGCCAGCGGUGUAACGCGAGGUAAAAAUCCAUACAAUGCCAAGGUUGUUCGCAGCUUCAUCGAAAGAGAUACCACCAUAUCGCGAUUAUACUUCUUCAAUAUCACGGGUCUAGAAGUGAAUGAAUCGGUUUUGGAGGCGGAGCUCCAUCUUUAUCGAAAAAGAACACCUUUGAAAAUUACGCAUCCAUCCAUUUUAGCCUCUCCUUACUACUUAAUAUUCAAUGUGAAACACGCUGUUCUUGCCUGGUUGGCCGGGAAACCGAAUCUUGGACUUUUGGUAACCGCUUCUACUGUAUUCGAGGAUCAAGUGAUGGUGGAGUUUUCACGACGGAACGAGUAUCAUCAUAGUAAACAACCCAUUUUAGUAUUGUUCGACGACGACGGGAAAGGACACCGAGACGAUCGUAACAACAACGAGAUUGAAGGAACAUCGCACGAAGACGAAGACGAAAAUGACUUGAAGAACGACUACAGUGAUAAAACACUCGAGAAACAUGAUCGGGGAAAAGGUCAGCCGGAAGAGACUCGAUGGGAGAAUGAGAAUAAAUCUGAAUUCUUUCAAAGACAGAAGAGAACACAAAUAGUAGGGCAUGACGUAGUGACUGAAGCAGUUCGAGGUACUCGAGAUCUUGCAGAAGAAUCGUCCAGGCGACAUCGAAGAGAAGCCAUUUUCUAUCCGAGAAACGUUUUAACGUCGAUGGAGGUAUACCAGCGAGCGAUGCGCCGCGAAAGAAUAGGAGAAAGAGUUCGUCAGAAGUCGGUAUCGAACGAAAAAUCUCGUGAGAAACGAUUGGCUAGAAGUCAUGCGUCUGUUCAACAAAAUGUCACCGAAUGUACGAGGCACGAACUCUACGUCGAUUUUAAAGAAAUCGGCCUUUCUUCUUCUAUCAUCGCUCCGCCUGGUUAUUCCGCCUAUCAUUGCAAAGGUAUCUGCGAAUCACCGUUGAGUCAAGAUCAACAACCGACAAAUCACGCGACUAUUCAGGGAAUCGUUCAUAAAAUGGGAUUGGUGAAAGGAGUCGAGAGACCUUGCUGCGUACCAACGAAACUAUUGGGCACAACCAUUCUGUUUUUCGAUGACAACGAAAACGUGGUCCUAAAAGUUUAUCAAGACAUGAUCGCUGAUCGUUGCGGAUGUCAUCGAUAAUUAUGAAGUCAGCGGAGAUUUGCAGAGGAUCGUACAUGAGAAAGCGAUUUUGGGUUUACUAUAUCCAUCCUGGAUAAACGGUCAGUUAGUACGAGGUAAACGAAACGAACAGGUCGAAGAUGAAGCGACGCCUACGAGGCACGCGAAACAUCGGAAACGACGUCGUUAUAGAAACCGAUCGACGUAUCUUCGAAAUAUUUCUGCGACCAGGCUGUCUCUUUUGUCGGACAACGACACGGUAGCAGUAGAUCAAAAUUCCAAAGAAAUCAAAGAUGAUCCUGACAGAAACAGUAGGAUUCUAGGGGCCGAAGAAGAAUCACGGGAUCGAUUGGGGGAUUCGUGUAACAAUACCAACGUGGAGAAUUACGAUGUAAUUGACGAGGAGGAGAGCAAAAUCGAUUCAAAGGAAAGAAGUUUUAUUACAACGGAGGGAAAUAACAGCUCCGUGAAUUACAAUGUUGACGAACGAUCUACUUCUGCAGAAAUUGAGUUUGAAAAUGUUGACGAACUUACCAGGAAAGGAGGUCGAUCCAAAAAGCAUUCAUUCGAGAGUACAGAUUAUCUUGACGAAUCGCAUUCUUCGGAUAUUUACUCGGCCAUCGACGAUCGAGUUAUGUUCCACGAAAGCUUAAGUGUUUUAGUGAGCAAAUUGUUUCAAAAUCUGCGGAACGCUUCUACAGCGGACGGACAAGAGAUCUUCAAGGAGUUGAAUUUUGUAAAUGCGACGAACGAAGAUCCUUGCCAGAAGUGGUUAAACAGCAAGGAUAAACUUGAGCAAGUUUUCUUAGGUACGAACUCGACAUUCAUAGUGUUCGAACUACUUGGUGCUUGGUUUCUCGAACUCACCGUUACAGGUGGUCUAACGUCGUUACCUGCCUGUCCGUGCCUGUACCCGAGAAAUAUCUUUUAUGACGACAAAAUUUGGGAUGAGAAGCGAAUGAAGUAUUUCAGGUGGAGAGACGUAAGUGGUAGUUCUCAAAGGCUUGACGUCUACAAGCCUGGAGCUACUUACUGCGUGCGCUCGUUGCUGACACAAGGAAGCGGAAGCGCCGCAGCUCAACAUUGUUGCUAUGACCAUCGAAGGAAACUCUUGACCCGUGGUUCCGGUGCUGGUACCCCGUAUUUUGUCAGUCCCGAGAUAUCACCUAUUAUACACGAGAGGAUUGACGUGUUGCCCUGGAGACUCUGCAAGGGUGAUUUCUCCAGAUACAAUGGUGUAAGGCCGCCAAACAAUGAUAACGCCUGCGAGGCGAAUCCCGACGACGAGGAGUAUCAACGACAGAUCGACAAUACUAAGUAUUAUUAA
Messenger RNA from Heterotrigona itama, 3115 nucleotides. NCBI's taxonomy places the organism in Eukaryota, Metazoa, Arthropoda, Insecta, Hymenoptera, Apidae. The record is from the annotation of a GenBank genome assembly.